Episyrphus balteatus (marmalade hoverfly) is the source of this 2781-nucleotide messenger RNA. RefSeq names its product zinc finger protein 92-like. NCBI's taxonomy places the organism in Eukaryota, Metazoa, Arthropoda, Insecta, Diptera, Syrphidae. Gene Ontology annotation, molecular function: RNA polymerase II cis-regulatory region sequence-specific DNA binding; DNA-binding transcription factor activity, RNA polymerase II-specific. Gene Ontology annotation, biological process: regulation of DNA-templated transcription. Bases 100 to 2757 code for a protein of 885 amino acids. The transcript has 3 exons. The record is from RefSeq and is a predicted model, not a curated record.
UGAUUGCUGAAGUUAAACAAAAAAAUUCUAUUCGCGAAUUAAAUUUGUUUACUUCUUCAGUUAAAAUUGUUUAUGUUUUUUUUAUAAAAAAAACAAAACAUGACUGAAGUACUAUCACAUACUUUUAAGCAUGAAACAAUAACCAGUAUAAAUAAUCCAACAAAAGAUCUCGAAACAAAAUGUGGAGACAUUCUCUUACUAGCCAAUACAAAUUUUUGGUUUGCUUGUGGUUUUUGUCAGGAUCGUUUUAUUAAUGUUUUCACAUUUAUAAAUCACAUUAAAGAUGAACAUAUUCCAGAAGUUAAAGUUGAACCCUUACAAGAUGCUCCAACAACAACUAACUUAGUUGUAGACAACGACGACGAUGAGGAUGAUAAAAGUUCAAUAGAUUUAGAUGCAGAUAUUGCUUCUCAAAAUUCCGAAGAUGAAAGUAACGAAGAUGAAAAAAAGGAUAUUAAAGAUGAUCCUGAACCUGAAGUUAAAGUAGAUAUUGAAACAGAAGUUAAACCGAAAGAUGAUGAAAGUAUUAAACAAAUUGAAGAAGUUCUUACUAAAGAAAUCAAGGUUCCACGAAGAAGAGGACGCAAAAAAGCACUCUACGAACCAUUGAUAUCGAUUUCGUCAAAAGACAAAAAUGAGACUGAAAGUUCAGAUAACAAGAACAAUGAAGAAGCUCCAAAUGAAACCUCAGAGACUAAAACUGAGGAAAACGAUGAUAGUUCACCAGACAAAAAAGGUAAGAAAAAAUACUAUCGCAAGAAAAAUGUAUUCCCCUGUCCGAUUUGUAAAGAAAACAUAACAGAUGGUAGAUCUCUUAAGAAACAUAUUCGAUCGCACAAUGAAGGAGGCAACGAAAACCGUUUCCAAUGUGAGGAAUGCGGUAAAUGCUAUAAGAACUCAUUCAAUUUGAAAACCCAUUCGAUAAUUCACUCUGGAACGCGUCCAUUUAAAUGUGAAUUUUGCGAUGUUGGUUUUUCACAUCCAAAUUCUCUGAAGACUCAUCGCUUUUUGCACACUGGUGACAGACCUUACAAGUGUGACCAAUGCGACAAAUCAUUUGUGUCGAAUAGCAGUCGCAAAGUUCAUAUGAGACAACAUACUGGUGAAACGCCAUAUGUGUGUCAGUAUUGUGGCAAAGGUUAUACUAUCAAAAGUAACUUCGAUAUUCAUGUACGCAGGCACACUGGGCAGCGUAAUUUCCAAUGCAAUCAAUGCAAUAAGGGAUUCUUCAAUAAGGAAACUCUCGUUAAUCAUAUAGCCUGUCAUACAGGAGAAAAGAACUUUGUUUGCGAUGUCUGUUCGAAUAGAUUUUCCCGGAGAAAAGAUUUGGUUGAACAUAGAAAAUUGCAUUUGGAUCAUAAGUAUUAUUCGUGUAAGGUGUGUGGGAAGGAAUUUUCACAAUAUUCUGGUUUGUACUCGCAUAUGAGACAGCAUAAGAAUAAAGAUAAGGAUAAGGAAAAAGAGCAAUACAUCAACAUGAAUACAUUUUCAUCGCAAGUUAUUAUAAAAAAUGAAUCCUUUUUAAAUGAAGAAAAUAACCUGAUUGAUGGCAAAUAUUCAAAUUUUAAAGAAAGAAAAUGUGGAGAAGUUAUUUUACUGGCUAACAUUGAAUUUUGGUUUGUAUGCACAUUUUGCGAUGAACGAUUCCAUAAUGUUGUAAUAUUUCAAAACCACAUUGAGAAUGAACAUAUUAAAAAUAAUGAAUCCAAAUCAAAAAACAAUGAUCUAUUAGAUUUGCCGAAAAAUGAAGAAAGAGUUCAAGAUGUUCACACUAGCAACAGUUGUAUCAAUUCAACGGAAGAAACCGAUACAAAAUACUGCAAUGAUGUCGAGGAUAUUAAAAAUUUCACUUCUGACCAGUCUGAUGAAAUCGAAGAUGACAUUGCAAAACUCAAAAAUAAGGUGACACAUAAAAGUACAAAAGAACUUACAGAAAGAGCAGAAGAAACUCAUUCUGAUAGUUGCCAACAAAUGAAUGAAAAUGAGAACUCAGCAAAUGAGACAUUAGCUUUCAAAGACAGAAAAGAUUUACUUCUUCCAUCAAAGAAAGUUCCUAAAAAACGGAACCGCAAAAAGAAAGUUUACUCUUGUUCUUUUUGCCAGCACAUAGCCCGUAAUAAAAAUUCAUUAGAAGCACAUUUGCUAUCACACCAUGGAACCGGAACUAGACAUCAAUGCGAAGAGUGUGGCAAAUGUUUUAGGAACGCAUCGAAUCUUAAAUCUCAUUUAGUCAUUCAUUCCGGUACUCGUCCUUAUAAAUGUGAUUUUUGCGAUUCUGGUUUCUCACACCCAAACAGUCUUCGAACCCACCGUUACAUACACACUGGCGAACGGCCUCACAAAUGUAAGCUGUGUGAUAAGGGAUUUGUAUCGAGUAGUGGGCUGAAAAUUCAUAUGCGAGAACAUACCGGCGAAACUCCUUAUGUGUGUCAAUAUUGUGAGAGGGGAUUUGCCAAUAAAUGCCAUUACAAUAGACACAUUAUUAGUCACUCAAGUCGAAAAGCUUUCGAGUGUAAGGUAUGUGAUAAGGCAUUCAAACAUAGAGAAACAUAUAAUAAACAUAUGAUAUGUCAUACGAGUGAAAAGAAACUUGUUUGUGAUGUUUGCCAAAAACUAUUUAUUCAUAGGAAAAACUUGGCUCAGCAUAAAAAAAUACAUUCGCGUGUCAAGCAAUAUAUUUGUAAGGUAUGUAAUAAGGAAUUCUCACAAAAUGCUGGUUUAUAUUCUCAUAUGAAAUAUCACAAAAAUAAAGAUUAGAUUUAAUGCUAGUACCUACUUACA